Arachis ipaensis is the source of this 3408-nucleotide messenger RNA. The record is from RefSeq and is a predicted model, not a curated record. Lineage: Eukaryota; Viridiplantae; Streptophyta; Magnoliopsida; Fabales; Fabaceae.
UGAACGUAACGGCUGUGUUGCUCUGUCGAAUUUGGAGAUUCUGGAGUUUCAGGGAAACCAUCAAACCAAUUCAGCUUCAGCAAUCACCGUAGUAUAUCAGCAUCAACACAGAGAAAGAGUGCACACUGAAAGUGAAACGAAAACUACCAUCUUUAAUUAAUUAAUUAAUUAAUUGAUUAAUCAAUUAAUUAAUUGUUAGAGGUAUGAAAUCCACAUGCUCCAUUUUUCUUUCUCUUUCUGUGUGAAGCCUUCUUCAAGUAAAGUGAAGUAACGGAAAGCCUUUCUCGAUCCAAAUUCUUCAUCCUCUUUCCAUGGAGGACGCAUUUGCCAGAUCUAUUCCCGAGGUCCUUGAUCACUUUGGAGUCGACCCAACUAAAGGUCUAUCAGAUACCCAGGUAGUUCAACAUGGUCGAUUGUAUGGUAUAAACGUGCUGCCUGAAGAUAAAAGAGCUCCGUUUUGGAAAUUGGUUUUGAAGCAAUUUGAUGAUUUGCUUGUGAAGAUACUUAUAGCAGCUGCAGUGAUAUCAUUUAUUCUGGCUUUAGUUAAUGGAGAAACGGGCUUAAUGGCAUUUCUGGAGCCUUCUGUUAUUCUAUUGAUAUUAGCUGCAAAUGCAGCUGUGGGGGUGAUUACGGAAACAAAUGCUGAAAAAGCUCUCGAGGAGCUGCGUGCCUAUCAAGCUGAUGUGGCAACUGUUUUGCGAAAUGGUUGUUUUUCUAUACUUCCAGCCACUGAACUUGUUCCUGGUGAUAUUGUGGAAGUUUCUGGUAAGCUGAUUAUGCAAAUGAAAUGCCUACAAACUAGCUGGUUUGUUUGCAUAAUCCUGGGAACGGUUAUGGUUGCUGGUAGGGCAAGAGCUGUUGUAGUGGGAGUUGGUCCUAACACUGCCAUGGGCAACAUUCGUGAUUCAAUGAUGCACACAGAGGAUGAGGCGACACCAUUGAAAAAGAAGCUGGAUGAGUUUGGUACCUUUUUAGCCAAGGUUAUUGCAGGGAUUUGCGUAUUGGUGUGGAUUGUAAAUAUUGGUCAUUUUCGUGACCCUGCUCAUGGUGGUUUCUUGCGUGGUGCUAUUCAUUAUUUUAAGGUUGCAGCGAUUCCUGAAGGGCUCCCAGCUGUUGUUACAACGUGUUUGGCUCUUGGAACAAAGCGUAUGGCUAGGUUGAAUGCCAUCGUUCGGUCUUUGCCUUCUGUUGAAACCUUGGGUUGCACCACUGUAAUUUGCAGCGACAAAACUGGAACACUAACUACUAAUAUGAUGUCAGUUGCAAAGGUGUGCGUUGUUGAAUCUGCACAACGUAGUCCUGCUGCUACUGAAUACAGUGUCAGUGGGACAACAUAUGCACCUGAAGGCAUAAUUUUUGACAAUACAGGGAUGCAGAUUGACUUUCCAGCUCAAUUGCCGUGUCUUCUUCACAUAGCAAUGUGUUCUGCUCUUUGCAAUGAAUCAACCCUGCAGUAUAAUCCUGAUAAGGGAAAGUAUGAAAAAAUUGGUGAGUCAACUGAAGUGGCACUACGUGUCUUUGCAGAAAAGGUUGGUCUUCCUGGUUUUAAUUCUAUGCCAUCAGCCUUGAACAUGUUGAGUAACCAUGAACGAGCUUCUUAUUGUAACCAUUAUUGGGAGGAACAAUUUAGAAAGAUGGAUGUGCUGGAAUUUUCUCGAGAUCGGAAAAUGAUGAGUGUGCUUUGCAGCAGAAACCAAUUGAAUGUUUUGUUCUCUAAAGGUGCUCCAGAAAGCAUAAUUGCUAGAUGUACAACAAUUCUGUGUAAUGACGAUGGCUCAAUUGUGCCACUUACUGCUGAUAUUCGAGCAGAGCUGGCUUCAAGGUUCCAUAGUUUUGCAGGAAAAGAAACAUUGAGGUGCCUAGCUUUGGCUUUGAAAUGGAUGCCCUCAGGUCAACAGAUGUUGUCCUUUGAUGAUGAGAGAGAUCUUACAUUUAUUGGGUUGGUUGGGAUGCUGGAUCCACCAAGAGAUGAAGUUAGAAAUGCCAUGCUUUCAUGUAUGACUGCUGGCAUACGUGUUAUAGUUGUCACUGGAGAUAACAAGUCCACCGCUGAGUCCCUUUGCCGCAAGAUAGGCGCUUUUGACCAUAUGAUAGAAUUUUCCGAGCGCUCUUAUACUGCUUCUGAGUUUGAAGAACUUCCACCACUGCAACAAACUCUAGCAUUGCAACGCAUGGCACUUUUUACCAGAGUUGAGCCUUCUCAUAAAAGGAUGCUGGUUGAAGCUUUGCAAAAUCAGAAUGAAGUGGUUGCAAUGACGGGUGAUGGAGUCAAUGAUGCACCCGCACUGAAAAAGGCAGAUAUAGGAAUUGCUAUGGGUUCUGGAACAGCUGUUGCCAAGAGUGCAUCAGACAUGGUGCUCGCUGAUGACAACUUUGCUUCGAUUGUUGCGGCUGUAGCAGAGGGUAGAGCUAUAUACAACAAUACAAAACAGUUUAUUAGAUACAUGAUAUCAUCCAAUAUUGGUGAAGUAGUCUGUAUAUUUGUCGCUGCUGUGCUUGGGAUACCUGAUACUCUCGCUCCUGUCCAGCUGCUUUGGGUCAAUUUGGUUACUGAUGGACUGCCUGCAACUGCUAUUGGCUUCAAUAAGCAAGACUCUGAUGUGAUGAAGGCUAAGCCUCGAAAGGUGAAUGAAGCAGUUGUGACAGGUUGGCUCUUCUUCCGUUAUCUAGUAAUUGGAGCUUAUGUUGGCCUUGCAACCGUUGCUGGUUUUAUUUGGUGGUUUGUUUAUGCUGAUAGUGGCCCCAAACUACCAUAUGUUGAACUGAUGAAUUUUGACACUUGCCCAACAAGGGAGACAACUUAUCCAUGCAGUAUAUUUGAUGAUCGACAUCCAUCUACUGUAUCAAUGACUGUGCUUGUCGUUGUUGAGAUGUUCAAUGCUUUAAACAACCUUAGUGAAAAUCAAUCUCUUUUGGUCGUUCCUCCCUGGAGUAACAUGUGGCUUGUUGCUUCUAUAAUCAUAACUAUGCUUCUUCACAUACUAAUUUUAUAUGUUCACCCGCUGUCAGUUCUUUUCUCUGUAACACCAUUAUCCUGGGAUGACUGGAUGGUUGUCUUUUAUCUUUCAAUACCUGUUAUAAUUAUUGAUGAAGUAUUAAAGUUCUUCUCCAGAAAUCCCAUUGGUUUGAGGUUCAGAUUGUGGUUUAGGAGGUCCGACCUACUUCCAAAAAGAGAAGUGCGUGAUAAGUAAGAUGAUGUGCUGUACUAUUCGAUCAAAUCCUUCACUUGCAACGAAUCAGACAUCCACACAGUGGUAUCCUUGGUUGGAUUCAAAUCAUCAAUCUCCAUAUGCAAUGGCAGUCAAGGAGUUUAGGCAAGGUACCUCAAUAGAUAUGCUGUACAAUAUUUGAUUUCUCUGUAAUAUUUAUAUUAUUAUGAAAAUUCCAAAUGUAGUUGGAUAUAGGCCG